Messenger RNA from Acaulospora morrowiae, 233 nucleotides. The record is from the annotation of a GenBank genome assembly. Lineage: Eukaryota; Fungi; Glomeromycota; Glomeromycetes; Diversisporales; Acaulosporaceae.
ACUCUGCACUUCGCAAGCGAAAAUCAAUUCCCGUAAAAAAAGAAGAGUUAAUUAAUGCCAUAAGGGACGAGUGGAAUAAUUUAUCACAAGAGUAUCUUCGUACACUUAUUAGCAGUAUGCCAAAUCGGUAUAUGACAAAUACAACAGCUGCUUCUAAAAAUAGCACAGGUCAACAAGCUCAAAAUAACACGUGUCAACAAGUCCAAAUAAUAUGUGUCAACAAGCUUAAAUAA